GUUAAGAAGGGGGUUGUUGCAAUUCCAAUUCCAAUUCUCUGAUUCCUAAUCGCAUCAUUCAACGCCGCCAUGAGCAACAAUGAUCGGGAGUUGUUGAACCCGGAAACGGUGCUGUCAAUCCCACUGAAGAAGACUGAUCCGGUAGAGUUGUACCUGCCGUUACGUAAGUUGGUAGCCUCAAAAUACUCGGAGAGCGAUGCAGAAAAAGUUGAAAGCGUUCUGGAAACCCUAAACAAAUGCCGCAGGGACAUGGUGGAGCGUAGAAGGGACCUCUCCCUUCCCAUGCAACGUGACUGCCUCAUCCACUACUUCCAAUGUCUUUGCAUGGUUGAGCCACUCUUCACCUCUCUCUCCUCCGACGCCGACCCCAUCAUCUUUGUCUGGCUGGUACGAUGCCUUCAACCCUGAGCAUCAGGAUGGGGAACUAUGCUCACAGCGCAACGGCAUCCAAUUGGAGAAGGCCGCUGUUCUCUUCAACCUUGGAGCCAUCUGCAGCCAGAUUGCUGCCUCUUGUGACCGUACCACCGCCCUUGGCCGUCACCUUGCAAUGGAAUCCUUCAAAGUUGCCGCCAAUUUCUUCUUCCAACUCUGGAAUGUUUUUGCCAAGGACGUGGUCUCCGCCACCCUCGAUUUGACUCUCCUCUUCGCGGAAUUUCUGCACCACCUCUUCUCCGCUCAGGCUUCCGAGCUCGAAUUACAGCAACAACUCAACAACAACGACGACAGUUACGCUCUCCAACAACACCGAUAUGCCCCAUCGUUUGUAUCGGUUUGUGAGCUUUAUGUUAAAGCAUAUGUACUGAUACUUGAUGUUUCGAGUGCGGCUGCCCUGAAACAUGUCUACUGUUUUGACCAAGACCAAACCUGGAUAACUCAUCUUCUGGCGAAGAGGACAUUCUUUGAGGCUGAGGCGGCGGCUUGUCUGAGGCAAUCAUUCUCUAAGGUAUACUCAUCGAUCAAAUCUGGUGCUCUUGAUCAUGAUGCAGAAUGUGUCACUGAGAUAUUAGUUAGAGGGAUUUGCAGGAAACCCAACCUACAACAAAUAUACGUUGACCUCCUCCUCUCCGAGUACAAUCCUUUCAAGAUUGUCAAGGAUGGAAAGCUGGUGGCUUACCCAUGGGACAUGCCUCCUCCUUAUCCAACAAAUUCAGCAAUCCUCUCAUCUUCUGCUUCAGUUUAUGUUCCGUCGACAUUUGGGCUUUUAGCUGAGAAUCUUGUUCAAUCCUGGACACCUCAAUAUCUUGAGUGGAGGAUGAAAACCUGCCAUGUUGAAACGGGUCCAGUAAUGUCACUGAACAAUUUGUUUUAGGGUAUUGUAAGUCUCACUCCCUGCUUCAAGAGGUAUGUCAACUACGAUGUUUGGACCUUCUCUCUGAGGUUAGCCCUGUCAAGAUUAAGGAUGGAAAUCUUGUGGCCAAUGCAACCUUAGAGGCACCACGUUUGGCAUUGGAGAACAUGAGCUUGCAGGAGACACCACAGUAACAUUACCGUAGAGAAAAACCAAACAAGCUUUAGGAAUUAACUUGUUUUCUUUUUUAAAUUGGAUGUUGGAACUUUGUUUGUUGAUGCUAGAACUCUUCUUGUGAAAUAUUUGUUGUUGUAUAUGAAUAUAUUGUUGCAUAUUGGUAAA
Arachis stenosperma is the source of this 1630-nucleotide messenger RNA. RefSeq lists its product as uncharacterized. The transcript has 3 exons. The record is from RefSeq and is a predicted model, not a curated record. Bases 548 to 1309 code for a protein of 253 amino acids. Lineage: Eukaryota; Viridiplantae; Streptophyta; Magnoliopsida; Fabales; Fabaceae.